AUGCAGCCAUUUGCGAAGCUAAAUCUGCCGACCCGUGACGAGCAGGCCAGCGCAGCCCCGGGCCCGCAGCCAGUGCCCCCACAGCAGAGCAGCCGCGCCGGCGGGGCCGUACCCGCGGGGCAGCCCCCGGGGCGCCGGGGCCGGGCCCGUGAGGGAAGGGGCAGCGCCCGCGCGCUCCGCCCGCGCCGUCACGUGACCGCGCGCGGCCCGGUCGCCCGGCAACGGCCCCGCGGCCCGGGAAGAUGGCGGCGGCAGCUGCGCGGCGGCAGCGGCGGCGCGGCGCCCGUGAAAUCAUGCCCAAGUCCUGCCUGGGAAGUGUGUUACUACAAGCCAAACCCACACAUACACACAAACAGGCAAGGGGACAUACAAACAGUCCAAUCAGUCAGUGCCACCGUCCACGGAUAUCCACUGGUCACAGCACAUCAUUUGAAAGAAAAUAAUGUUCUAGAUGAGUAUUUCCUUCCAAAUGAAGCAGAUCUUCGUCAGGGAAUUGUAUUCCCAAAAGCAGAAUGGGAAAGGAUUCAGGGCAGCACUAGAGAAGCAGCACACAUUGAUGAGAAGAAAAAACAGGAAGAAGUGCACUGGGACUCCAAAGCUGCUGGAAAAGACCCACCCAAUGCCACUGUGAGCCUGAUACAACAGAAACUUCAAGCCAAAAAAUUACGUGAAGAAAAGGAAGAGGAAGAAAGAAAGUUACUUGAUUUAGAAGAAGCACAGUUUCAAGCAGCAAAACGGAAGGAGGUUAUCGAUCGUGUAAAAACCUACCUAGGUUAUCAAGACGACAGAAUGAGACAGUUCCAUAGUGCACUUCUACUUACUAAGGUCCUAAAAGAAAGAGAUGCUCAAAUUGAAUUUCAAAAGUCCAGAUUAGUUGACAGCAAAAAGAAGGAUUAUGAAGAAGGGCAACGUCAAUUUAAAGAAUACAUUCUCAGCGAGCAAGAAAAAGCACAUCAGCAUUAUAUGAAUCAACAGGCGCUACGCAAAGAUCAGCUAGAACAAAUAAAAGAGCGUGAGCAUCAGGCAGAUCUGGCCAAACAAGAAAACAAAAGAGAAGAAGAAGAAAUACAGAGAUCGAUCCAAUUGUACCAACUGGAAAUUCAGAGAAAAGAAGAAAAGAAACACGAGGAAAAAGUUGAACGCAGGAGGCUGUAUCACGAGUAUGUAAAUGACCAGAAAAUAAUCAAAGCAAUAGAGGAACAAAAACAAAUGGAAGAAGAUGAUCGGAUCAAAGCUCAUUUUAAAGCAAAGGAAAUUAUUGCCAAUAUGAGAAAAAAGAAAGAAGCUGAAAUGCGUAGACUAGCACAGGAACGACAAGACAAAAUGAUUUGUCGAUUAGCUGAACACAUGGGUGAGGGAUUAAAGAUGGAAGGUGUUCGACUGGCUAGAGAUGUUGCAAGAAUAGAAGCUGAACAAGAAAAAAACCGCAAAGAGAAAGAAGCAAAACAAAAGGCUGCCCUUGAAUCUAUUGCUGAACACAGAGCCACUGUGAUGAAGAUGAAGGAGGAAAAGGAGAGACAGGAAAAAGAAGAGGCUGAAAAAGAACGUGAUGUGUUAAUGGAAAAUGCUCGCAUCUACCAGGAAAUGGAAAACACUAAAAAACAUGGACGACACGAGGCAAACAGAGAAGUACAGAAAAUUCAGAUCCAGCAAAUGGCUGAAAAGCAGGCAAGAAAAGAGCAGGAAAAGCAAGCAGAAUUGGACUAUGAUGCUCAGAGAGAGGCUGCUUUUCAUCAGGAUCGAGCAUAUCGGAGAUAAAGACAGUGAGUAACUGAAUCAGUGCCAUUACUGGAUGUCACUUCUAUUCUCUCCAAACAUUCAAGGAAGGAACAAGAUGUGGGCUUCCUAAUUAGGACAACUGCAAAAAUGGUGGAGUGGAUAUAUCUGCAGUAUUAAAUCCAGUAAAAAUUGGGGGGUGGGUGAAGAUGGUUGAUGCAAUUCUGUCCAUGUUCUUCCUGCCACAUGUACAUGAGCCCCCAGCUUGCUCAGGACUGACCAAACACUUGGCAUUUUUCUAGGACUAUUAGACCCUGCUUUGGCCCUCAAAGCUCUGCCUGAGGGCAGGGCAAAGAACUCUCCCCAGGGCCAGCACAGACUCAGUUAUUGUCUUAGUCAGUCCUGCUGUGGUCUGGGAUUAGUCACUCUUUUUGGAUGGAAGAACAUGGCUGGGUGGAGCUGACUGACUGUACCCAUGUCAGUUAGCAGGGCCCAUUAUUCUGUAAUGUGAACCAAAGCACAGUAAGUAGGAACAAUGAAGACUUGUUUCAAAACCUCACUUCUGACCUAAAAUAAAAGGCUAACAUUGCUGCACUAUCAACUAAAAGUCACAGAGUUCUCUCCAAUUAUCUUGGAGUAAUUAAUUUUGGAAAUUAUGUAUUACAAAAAGCAACAUAGCAAUUAACUUGUGACAUUGUCCCUCAAUCCUUUUUUUCCUUAGUUCACUAGUGAAAAAUUUAUUUCCUUCUCUCUGAGCCAGUGCUCAUUUUAUUACACCAAGCUUUUUUUCAGCAAGCAGAAAUGGAAACUUUUAUUAAAGCCUUUUGAUGGCAGAAGCUGGAGCCUUAAGAAGUAUUGACUACAGCAGGAGUGGUGCUGAAAUCUGCAGAGCUCGAUAAUGCUCCAAAUGCAUCGCUAAGUGCAAAUUUCCACAUGCUCACUACUAUGCAAUUGGUGAGUUAAAUGGAUUUUUAGUCUACCUCCACAGCAGCAAGAAACAAUGUGGAUUGCAGCCUCAUUUCCUACUCAGCUUCCAGAAAUGUCCUGUUCUGCAGAUUACAUAUGUCUGCAUUUGAAGUCUACAGCCUUCUUCCAUCGGGUUUAUACUCCUUUUACUUUGAACAUCUACAGAAAAACCAUCAAACUCAAGUACCAGAAAACAACUCUUCAUUUCAGUACACCUAGAGUAAAGUGGUAAAAUUUUACCUAGAGUAAAAUUACACCCGUGUAAUUUUAAAGCAUGUUGGCUAAAUACAGAUUUAGUUACCCAAAUUCAGCAUGAAAAAAUACAGCAGCAAUCAUUAUCUCAAUUUAUUCUAUUGACUUUGAGAUGCACAUGCUUUGUAUGCUUGUUUUAAAUAACUAAUUCUAGUUAGUAAUUUUCUGUAAAACCUCUAUAAAGCAUAGUGUGGUGACACUAGAUCAGAAUGGCUAGAGGUGGUGGAAUGUUGCUGGUGAAAGGAGUCCUCUGUAAGGCAGGAGGCUGUUCUAGCUGCUCACCAGAGUCCUUUGCAGCUGCCAUUCAAAGAUAGUAACAAAAUAUAGGGAGAUCAACUGCAGGUGAUAAGAAGGGAAGUUGUUGACCUGGAAGAAUCCACUAAUUGAGAGGUAUCUCUCAUUUAAUGCCUAGGGCCACUCAUGUAUUAGCUAUUAGCUAGAGUCACCAUUCCUGAAGGUAUUUAGAUGUGUAAAUGGUGCUUAGGGACAUGGAUAAUUACUGUUGGACUUCAGUACUAGGUUAACAGCUAGACUUGAUCUUAAAGGUCUCAUCCAAUCUAAAUGAUUCUAUAAAGUUUUAAUUAAUAGCUAGAAAAUCAGAAAAUGCUUUGAAAAAUAACUUGACUAGUAAACUUUAAUUACUGGUUUUGCUCAAAAAAACAUUCUCUCAGAUAUUGUUCUGCUUCAGGACGUUGUAGCGGGUGAGAGUCAUAAUAGGUAUUAGCCUUAUUUGAAAGCCAAAACCUUAGAAAGGCAAUGCUCAGAGUGACUGAAACAGAGACCUCAAAUCUAACUGCAUUUUUUCCACACCUGUGAUCCAACCCUGGAAGUAGAACAGCAAUUUCAGUUUGAACAUGUGGGCUUCCAGUGUCCAACAUGGUAUUCUCCCAACAGUAUUUCAUCUCAUACCUGUGUGGCUCUGGUACACAUGUUAAGAGUACUGUUUUCAUGGAUCUAAUACAACUCCUACCUAGGAAAUGGAAGAGAACAGCCUUACAUCCUAAGGGAAUUUGAAUUAGUUAACUGUGCAGCUCAUUACUGUUAGGUAGGUAGUGUUCCAGGUUGGAGUUACUAGAUCUAUGCAAGUUCUUUUAGCAUUACAGUCUUUGCUACCAAUCAGCUCUGAGGAAGUUUGAAGAGGAUACCUACCUGGAAACAAACUGCCCAUGAACAGAAGAGCUGGCACCAUGGGACUAUUAAGGAUGAACAUUUUCAUGUCCCAAUACAGACUUGCUCUAUAAUUCUGAAAAAGAAAAAAAAAAUCUUUUUAAAGCUUUCCGGUCAUGUUAGGUCAAAUAAUUUACUCUGUUUCAACAGCUAAAUUCUUUCAAAUGUCUGUUAUUAACUUAGGCCUUUCUGUUAUCUCUUGAAUGGAAGAGUGCUGUAACUAGUCUCUAAUUUUCCUCCUUGUUCUGGCAGUACAUCCUUGUCUCUGAUACUGAAUCAUCCUUCCUGUUCUGGCAGCAUAUUUUUGAGAGACAAAAAAGUCACUACCUCUAAACAGCAUGCAAAAAUCCCCAUAAUCAGUGAAGGCUAAGACUGUAGAGGGAGGUGAAGGUGAGAGAUGUGAGAAGACCAUAUGAGAUAUCUUCUUUGGAAUUAUCUUAAUUUCUUUCUAUUUAAAAUCAGUUGUGGUAUAGGCUUUGAUAAGCUUGUAAUGUGUGAAGCCAUUGCUUUCACGCUACUGCACUGCCACCACUUCAACCUAAGCUUCUUUUUGUUUUGGUAUAUCACGGCUUUGAUAUUACUAGAUAUUUAAGUGAAUACAUUUAUGAUUCAAUUCUAUCCUCUGAUCUUGUAAACCAAUCUCUAGUAAGCAGUCUUAAAGCAUAAAUGUUUGUAGCUUGUUGACACUGUCUUGGAUAAACCAGAAUGGCACUUCGCUUUUCUGUGGAUUGCCUCAGCUCCAAUACAUUAUCCAAAAGUAACAGUUGUUAGGUACUGAAGGGCUUGAACAUCAGCACUGCAGGUCCAGGAAAAUUCAACACUGCAUCUCUGUUAACAUAAUAGUAAUUGUCCCCCCACCCCCCAAAUGAGUAGCAUCUGGUCUGACUUCUUUUCUAUGUAAAGGAAAAAUAAGCAAAGGUUAGAAAAAAAAAGCAGCAUGUACUGGAAGAAGGAAGUGUUACUGAGCAGACCAGGAAAAAUCUAACAGCUGGCACAGUGGAAAAGGGCAAAGUUUGGAUCUUUGGUAAAGCUUAUAAGUAUUUCUGCAUUAGUAUCAUCUACAAUCAGUGCAUAUACAAUUAAUAGAAGCUACUAAUUAUACACUUAAACAGUUUAUUUUUUCUUUAGAAAUACAUUUGACCACUAUAGAAGCAUCUACAAAGGAAUAAGAAGCUAGCUACUCUCUCCUUCCAAGUUCUAUGUGCCUGCAAAACCAAUCAGUGCCCAACAGCAGAAGCUAACUGUGGACCAAGUUACAAGACAUGCUAUUUGCCAGAACCUGCCUAUACUGAAGCUCAAGAAAUAAGUGCCAUAGCUUGCAACUGUACUGUAACUAGUCUAAUUUUAUUAUGGAACAAAGCAGUAGAUUCUUUUCAGAAAGUCAAGAGGUGACAACCAAAGGUAAACUAUCAGUUCAUCUGUACUGUACUCCUUGAAUAUUGCUGGGCCUCCAGGUUUAAUUCAAACCUAUUUUGACUUCAAAAAUAUCUUACUGAACAAAUAAAAUGGAGUACAUCUGCCUGUAACAAUAAAAUCCAUGUUGACUGUA
This is a messenger RNA of Corvus hawaiiensis (hawaiian crow), 5650 nucleotides long. It is a transcript of the gene CFAP210, whose product is annotated as cilia and flagella associated protein 210. The transcript has 11 exons. The coding region runs from base 1 to 1758 and encodes 585 amino acids. NCBI's taxonomy places the organism in Eukaryota, Metazoa, Chordata, Aves, Passeriformes, Corvidae. The record is from RefSeq and is a predicted model, not a curated record.